Magallana angulata is the source of this 3213-nucleotide messenger RNA. RefSeq names its product transmembrane protein 201-like. The transcript is spliced from 13 exons. Gene Ontology annotation, molecular function: GTPase activity; lamin binding; actin filament binding. Bases 58 to 2364 code for a protein of 768 amino acids. NCBI's taxonomy places the organism in Eukaryota, Metazoa, Mollusca, Bivalvia, Ostreida, Ostreidae. The record is from RefSeq and is a predicted model, not a curated record. Gene Ontology annotation, cellular component: nuclear membrane. Gene Ontology annotation, biological process: nuclear migration along microtubule.
GUUCACAGGAAUAUUACUUUCCCGCUGACAUGUGCUUGAGAAUCAUUUGAUUUCAAAAUGAUUUUCAUGUGCAUGUGUAUUAUUUUGGGUCUCCUUCUUUCUUUUGUUGUAUAUAAAUAUGUGAGGCCAUUUUAUCCAGUAAAAGUAAACUGCUGGUUUUGUUCCACUGAUGCGGUUGUUCCAUAUGGAAAUAAAAACUGCUGGGACUGUCCUGCAUGUCAGCAGUACAAUGGAUUUAAUGAGGAUGGAGAUUACAACAAGCCUAUUCCGACCCAGUACAAUGGAGAUUUGAACCAUCCUGUGUCCUGUGCACAGGGCGAUUAUAUCAGCAAUAAUGAUGUCCUGUGUGAGAAUUGUACCAGAAACCAGCUUCUGAAAACCAAGCAACUGUCAGCAUUUGUACCUCUGAAUGAGGCUAAUUUUGACACAGAAGUGACAGCCUUUGAGGGAUACUUGGAAAAACUGUACAGACUCUGUCCCGAGUGUCAGAUGGUGGUCAACAAGGAAUUGUCCAAACAAGAUGAUAUCUUACAGCAGAAACUGGACACUUUCUACACAGAAGCUUUACCCACACCAUCAGAAGACUCCCAGAUACAAGUGCCCGAGAAGUCUUCGUCUCGGCUGUUGAUGAUUGGUCGACUUCUGGAGGUAGUGUCUACAGUCUGUGCUCUUCUGUUGCUUCUUCACUACCUCAGCACAGCUUUCAGCGUACAUGAACACCUCAGAAGGUACCUCAGAGGGUACCACCAGGUUGUUGAAGUGUUCUUGGUCAGCAUAGAAAGUUACAGGAAAUUGAUUGGAAUGCUGGGGUUGACUAUGAGCAUUAUCAGUAAAAUUACAGUCGGAAAAAACAGACUACGCCUCUUUGAUGCAUUACAAAUUCCUCUAUGGCUCAGUGUUCUGUUCCUCCUGCAAGAAAACAGCACUUCUCCUGUCUUUAUGAAGGCAGAACCCAUUCUUCUGUUAGGGAACUGGUUAACUUCCUCUUUGUGUCUCUUAUCAGCCAGGAAGUCAAGAGCUGUACCCAAUAUCAACAUUAGACGGCUUUCUUUGGAUGUCAGCAAGUCGUCAUCAUGCCCUUCUGAUACAUCUAAAGGUAGUGUGUUAUACUCAGCUAGUCAGGUUUGUGGUGACCAGGAUGAAGGGUCAGAGGUCAUGGAGGAGGAGUCAGUAAUCUUUGAUGACACACUGUCUGACCUUGAAGCCGUAUCUCUAGGUCUUCCUGGAAGCCAAAGGCAGAAAAACUCAGGGAUGUUUAGCAGUUCCUUUACCAGCGUCAGUCAAGCACCUUCUAACUUCUCCAAUAGGUCCGUAGCGCACGCUCUGAAGGCUAGGAGACCUCUGAUUAGUCCUGCUAAAUUUAGCUUUUCCAAGCAGCAGAGAUCUUCAACACCGACAAAAUUUCAAGUUUCAACAACAAGAAGUCCGUUUGCUGUGAAUCAUGGUCCCUGUCUGCAAGCCAAAUCAACGAAUCUAUUUCUACCUCAGCCAUACCAGAAUGGUUUUCAAAAUGGAGGCUCUCAUUUGUCAGCUAGCUCCAGCUUCCAUGCCCCUAGGUCAUAUGAUAGUGGUGUAAGGUCAAGGAUUUCUGAAAAGUUCCAGUACGAGGAGUCCGAUCAUUCUGACAACAGUGAAACAAAGAGUGAGGCCAGCAGACAGACGUCCAUUUGUCCUGUGGACAGCACUACAAAACAGUCUACUGGAUUCUCAUUCAGAUUGGAUGCCGCUGGAAAGACGACCUUACUAUAUCGGAUAAAGCUUGGCGAGGUCAUAGAUGCAGCGCCCUCUAUCGGUUUCAAUGUCGAGACUAUUCAACACAAGAACAUAAGAUUUACAGCAUGGGAUAUCGGUUGUCGGGAGAAAAUGCGGCCAUUGAUUCGCUUCUACUAUAAAGGAACAGAUGCCGUCAUAUUUGUCCUUGAUAGAAGUGACGAAGAAAGAAUGGACGAGCUGUAUCACGACAUUUUACUUCCCGCUAAUCUGUCACACGAACUUGACCAGGCCGUAUACCUCAUCCUAGCUAACAAGUCUGAUCUUAAUGACGUCAUGUCAAUGGAAGAUAUCACGGAGAAACUAAGACUAAAUCAACUCAAGAGAGUCUGGAAUUUGUUUCCGGUAUCGGCCAUAACUGGAGAGGGAAUAGAAGAAGCAUUUGAUUGGUUAGUGUCUCAGUUAGGUUCAACGCAAUCCAAGAAACCUGCAUCUGGUGCCGUGGCGCAGGAUACUAGAAAUCAGACUCAGAAGUUCACUUAUGGAAUGGAACAAUGUACAAGGGCAUUUAGCUCUCUAAAGUGGCUUUUUAUGAAAUCAAGUUCACAAGAGUCAGUGACAGAUGUUGAAGAAGAUGGUGCUAAUGCAACAUAAACGUAAUCGCCUUCCCAACCCAUGUGUAAUCAUUCGUGUUAAUAUAUCAAACAAUAGUACUGUGCAGCAUAUUUUGAAAAUGAUUUUCUAUCGUUACAUUUAUCUCAAAGUUUAUUUUGCAAAAAUGUCAUUAUAUUGUUGGUGUUUCGUUAUUAAUUACUAAGUAGUUAUUUCGAAGUAAAACGUGUCUGCCAUAUGCUCUAAAAUAUGAGACUAGUAGUGCAAGAUGACUAAAAAUGCAAAUAGUAUAAUAAGAAAGUAAAUUGUGAUUUUAAAAGAAACCCAGAUAUAGUGAUCUGUUUAAGAUGUAGAGAAAAAUGAUGCUAGCAUUUAAUGUAUAUAUCUGUGAUAUACUUUAAUUUAAAAAAAACCAACUUAUUUUCACCUUGUGUGCAUGCAACAGAUGAAUUGAUUCCCCAUUACUGAUUUCAAAAAACCACAAGUAGAGAAUUUCCAAUUUCAUCCCUCUAUUUUACCAAAACGAGAAAAGCAUAAGAAAAAGUCAGGAAGUGAAAAAGGGUUUUAAUAUAUGUGUAUAUGGUGUAGAGUUUGUUGUUUCUUGCUCACACUUGUCGUAUAUCUGUAAAGAACAUAACUAUACAUGUGCACGUAUAUAGUCAUCUGUCUAUAAUAAUUGGUAGUUGUUUUAUCUGAUACCUUCAUUUACCCAGCCGUAAGUAGCUGACUCAGACCAUCUGACUAUAAUUAGUUUAAAACGAGUGCAUAUUAUACAUUUUAUAUCAAAUCGAUGAUUUGUUUGUUAAUUCCGUUAAGUUUGCAUUCUUACUACCAUUAAGCUUUAACUGUGAUGUGGUUGCCAAUAAAUAUGAGAAAAAAAAUACACGUGUC